This is a messenger RNA of Dendronephthya gigantea, 1061 nucleotides long. RefSeq names its product putative ankyrin repeat protein RF_0381. NCBI's taxonomy places the organism in Eukaryota, Metazoa, Cnidaria, Anthozoa, Malacalcyonacea, Nephtheidae. The record is from RefSeq and is a predicted model, not a curated record. The transcript is spliced from 3 exons. Gene Ontology annotation, biological process: protein localization to ciliary inversin compartment. Bases 15 to 1061 code for a protein of 348 amino acids. Gene Ontology annotation, cellular component: ciliary inversin compartment. Gene Ontology annotation, molecular function: protein binding.
AAGGUACGCUAGAAAUGGUGAAAUAUCUUGUUGAACAGGGCACUGAUGUAAAUGGCCAGGGUACUGACGGGUGGACAGCGCUGCACGCUGCUGUUACAAAAUCAACUCCAGAAGUUGUAAAUUAUCUUGUUGAGAAGGGCGCUGAUGUAAAUGUCAAGAAUACUGACGGGAAGACAGUGCUGCACUCUGCUGUUUCUGACGGUACGCUAGAAAUGGUGAAAUAUCUUGUGGGAAAUGGCGCUGAAUUAAAUGUAAAACAGAAUAAUGGAUGGACAGUGUUGCACAGUGCGGUUAGAAAAGGUUCGCUAGAAAUGGUGGAAUAUCUUGUUGAGAAGGGCGCUGAUGUAAAUGCCAAGGAUACUCACCGGGAGACAGUGCUGCACUCUGCUGUUUCUGAGGGUACGCUAGAAAUGGUGAAAUACCUUGUGGGAAAUGGCGCUGAUGUAAAUGGCAAGAAUAUUCUCGGGAUGACAGUGCUGCACUUUGCUGUUUAUAAAGAUUCGCUAGAAAUGGUGAAAUAUCUUGUUGAGAAGGGCGUUGUUACGCUAGAAAUGGUGAAAUAUCUUGUUGAGAAGGGCGCUGAUGUAAAUGCCAAGGAUACUCACGGGGAGACAGUGCUGCAGCAUGCUGUUUCUGAUGGUACGCUAGAAAUGGUGAAAUAUCUUGUGGGAAAUGGCGCUGAUGUAAAUGGAAAGGAUACUGACGGGUGGACAGUCUUGCGCUAUGCUGUUAGCAAAGGUUCGCUAGAAAUGGCGAAACAUCUUGUUGAAGAAGGCGCCGAAGUAAGUGGAAAGGAUAAUAACGGGUGGACAUUGCUGCACAUUGCUGUUAGAAAAGGUUCGCUAGAAAUGAUAGAAUAUCUUGUUGAAAAUGGCGCUGAUAUAAAUGGCAAGCAUACUGAUGGAUGGACAGUCUUGCACUAUGCCAUUUGGCUAGGUGCUAUUGUAAAAGGUUCGCUAGAAAUGGUGGAAUGUCUUGUUAAGAAGGGCGCUGAUGUAAAUGCCAAGAUUACUCACGGGGAGACAGUGCUGCACUUUGCUGUUUAUGAAGAAGGGCGCUGA